GUGCAGCUAAAAACAGAGCUCAGAUCACUGUGUCUCUCUGCAGGAGGGGAAUCUAUUAGACUGGAGGAGCUGUGAGCAAGAGCUGCUGAGGCUGCAGAACCUCAGAGGACAGAAACCAGGACACUGGGACACCUGCACACACCUGAGACAACUCAUACAUCUUACACACCGAAGACCCAGUAAGUGUUUCUGCUUUUUUGAUUUCCUGGAGCAUAAAUGUGAGUUAGUAAUGAUUAGUUGUCUACAGUAAAUGAGGUGAAACUGUCCAACAACUUCAAAGUGAUUCUUUAUUUGAAACAGCCGCAGCUCUAAAUAUCAAACUUUCACUGUCCCGUUCAGAGUUAUAUUGAGUUUCUGGAGUCCUGGCUCUGUGGUCGAGUUCUUUGGCUGAUUUUCACCGUGACUCUUUGUGACAGACACUCAAUCUAUUUGUGGGACGGUUUAUAUUUAGAAAGUCUUCCUGAACAGCCGGAGCUGCUGUGCCAGACUUCAAACCUCCAAACAGCCUGUGGGAAAAAAACUACAGAGAGAGAGAGAGAGAGAGAGAGAGAGAGAGAGAGAGAGAGAGAGAGAGAGAGAGAGAGAGAGAGAGAGAGAGAGAGAGAGAGAGAGAGAGAGAGAGACCUGUCUUUAUGAUGUGAUGAUAAACUGAAGUAUGAUUGAUGGUAAAUAAAAACUGUAGAGCCAAGCUUAAAAUCAGAUGACCACAAACUACGAUUUCUUAGCACUUUCUCUUUAUUUCUGUUUGACAGUCUUUGAAGUUUUAUUUUUUAUUUAUGUUCGUUUAAAAUAUAUAUAUAUCUGUGUAGUUUGGUUUCUUUGUGUGCUACUUUGUGUCUCUUUGCUGUUUUUUUUAGGUUGUGCUAUGAGUGGUGAUUAUUUUACAUCUCGUGGUUUUUUUUAUUUUUCGUUUAACUGAAGUUAUUUUGAAUCCUGUUUUUGUCUUUUUUUGUUGUUUGUUUUUGUAUUUCCGUGUUUUUUUUUUGAUAAUGGGUCUCUUGUGUCUCUGAAUCUUUGUUGUUGUUGUGAUUGAUGUUUAAUUUUUUUUUUCUUUCUGUGUAGUUUUGAAUAUUUUUAUGGUUCUCUUGUGUCUCUAAGUUUUUGUCGUUUUCUGUUGGUUUUUUUCUUUCUGUGUAGUUUUAAAUUUUUUUUUGUAGUUUUGAAAUUUUUUUUGUGUGUCUUUCUUCUCUUAACAGACUAUUUUUAAUUGUUUUGUGUAUAGGAGUUGAGAUCAGACAGGCUUCUGAAAAUGUCUUUACAUCAUGAUGUGAUGGUUUUCCCACAGGAAAAAUGAGUUUAGAAAAUAAUGUUUGCUCUAAACUAAAACUUCAGUGUAAAAGUUCUGAAUUGAGGUGCUUUUACUCUCAAGAUAUUUUUCAGAUCGGAGGACUUAAUUUCAUCUCACAAAGCUCCAUCUAUGUGGUUUACUGCUGUGUAUCAAGAUCCAUGCUAUAUUCUUUCAUUUGGACACAUGACUGAUUAUAUCCCUUGAUGUCAGUUUGAGGUCAUGGUUAAAAUGUCCUGUCUGUUUUUAUUUCAGAGAAAAGUUUGAUUAAAAUGGUUUUAGAGAAUGAGAUGGAGUCCAAUGUUACAGAGCCGGAGAGCUUCUGGGUAUGAAAUCCCCCUUUUUUAGAAAAACAAAAUCAUAAGACAUCUCAUCCCAUCCCACCUGCAUCUUCUGAAGAAUAAUAUUCAUCUCAAAAGUAUGUUUUGAUAUUGAAACAUGCUUUGAGAAUAAGAGCAUUCCGGCUAACAUGACCUCCAUGAUGAAAACUCAAACAUGGCUAACUCUUCCAACAGAGUUUGAAACUUUUCUCCUUUUUUAUUCCUUCUUGAUUAACUGUGUUUAUAUUAGUAGGUUGGUGUUGUAACCUUACUCGAACUCUAAAUAAAGGUGGAGCCAGGAACUUAUUAGCACAACUUAGCAUGAAGACAGUGAACAGCUGACCAAAAUCUCUCCAAAGAUGAUAAAAAUUUGGAUAAAAACACUUCACAGGGCCUUAAUGUUAUUUGUGAAAUCAAAAUAAAAAAUAUAAGCUUGAUGGAGAAUUUUGUACUGUACAUACUGUCCUGUACUGUCAUAGUUUUUAGUUCCUUAAAAAAAACACACACAAAAUCUACUUAUUUGGAGCUUAGCUAGCCGCUACCCACCUUUUCGUGAAACUAAGAUAAUGUAUGCUUGAUUUAAAGCUCCUGUGAGGAACUUCACAUCUGAGCCAAUUUUGGCAUCCUCUGUGGACAACGUGAUCUCCCUUAUGCCUUUUAAUUUUGGAAAAAGCAGAGGGUCUGGUUUUCAAGAAUACUUUCACCCAUCUAGUGUGACACCUACCCCUCACAACGCUUACAGAUACUGAAUACUUCCAUGCAGAAAUCGUUAUUCUAGUCCCUGAUGGUGUUGUGUUUUUCCUUUUUAGGUCACACAGAGGUAUCACAGUUAACUUCAGUCUGUUUCAAAAUCAGCUAUAAAUUCCUCGUAGGAGCUUUAAUAUCUGUCUAAGAUUCUGCAAUAGCAUAUGAUAAUUUAUUAAAUUAAAGAAAUAUCAAUAGUAAAGAUUAGGGAUUAAAUCAUAGGAGGCUCGUCUGAUAGAAUUCAGUUGCAGCUGAAAAAAUGAGUGUAUACUAAUUUAUAUUUUGGAUCUGUGUGAACUUCACGUCACUCAUAUUAGUGUGAAUUUGCUCAACACCAGUGUUCCACAUUUUGAGCAUAAAAAUCCAACAUUUUCCAGGACUUCUUGAUGGAUAUGGACCCGGUUUGGACCACCACGGUUGUGUUGGUUCCGUUUGUCGUUGUGUUGACGGCUGGAGUCUUUUACCUGUAUGGUGUGGUGAUCGGUCUGCUGUCCAAAACAUCUGUACGUAACAAGGUGGUGGUCAUCACUGAUUCUUUAUCUGGGCUGGGAAAAGGUAAGAAAAACAAUCCAUUUUGAGAUAUUAUAAACUCCUCCAUGCUACCUACAUGAAAGAAUCUGAAAUAGGUGUUUGUCUCGUUUUCAGAGUGUGCAGGUGUGUUUCACAGAGGGGGGGCCCGGCUGAUUCUCUGUGGCAAAAGUUGGGAGAAACUUGAAGAGUUUGCAGAUGAUUUGGCAAACGCCUCAGAUCCAACAGUGGUAAGUCCAAAAAAGGCAAGGGUAAAAACCGGUUGAUGACUGGAUGUCACAUUAUUAAGUAUUUCGAUGAAAGUACCUCAAACAGUUUGUCCUCCUCAGACGUUUCCACCUAAACUGGUUCUGUUGGAUUUUGGGGACAUGGAGAGCCUUCCUGAUGUCAUUGAAGAGAUCCUGGAGUGUUAUGGCUGCCUGGAUGUCCUCAUCCUCAACAGUAGCAUGAAGCUCAAAGCCCCUGCUCAGACUGUGUCUCUGCAGACCGACAAACUGCUGAUGGAUAACAAUUACUUUGGACCAGCAACACUCGUCAAAGGUAGACCAGAAAUGUCGAAAACACACCAAAGUGCAAAACAGGAUGAAGGCGCUGUCAUUUAAUGUUUUAAUACGACAUGUUUACCUGGUUUGUUUCAGGUCUUUUGACUUUUUAUGUUUCAGGUGUGUUGCCAUCAAUGAUCUCCAGGAGAACAGGCCACUUGUUGCUGGUCAACAGCAUUCAGGGGAAACUAGCCAUACCUUUUCGAACUGCAUGUAAGUUGAGAGUUUUUGUUAAUGUUCUCUGUAAAUGUUGACAAUGCACUAUAGCCUCUACACAUUCUACCAGGUGGUAAUGUAAUCAAAGCUGCAAUUUUUUCAGCCCACAAUGAUGUUUUCAUAAGACAUACGUCAUUUACCCAAUGGAUGGUCAAAACUUUGUACAAACAAUCUUUAUCCCCAGAGGAUUAACUCUAGUCUGAUGGGGAAUUUUCAUUUAAGGACCAAAACACAUAGAAAUUAGUUUAAUCCAAUUGGGUGGAAUGUCUUAGCAUCUACCCUGUGGAUUGGUACAAAAACUGGUACAUCCAUUCAUGUUCCCCUGAGGAUGGAUCACUCUGAGUUUGAAGAUCCACUGACAUUUCUUCAAACAUUAACCAGAUCUUAUAUUUCUGGCGUGAAGUUCAUCCAUUGGCUGGAUUGUCACUAAAUUUGGGAGAGAAAACUAUGUUCCCAUGUUCAUGAACCCCUAAAUAAUGGGAUGUUAUUUGUCGCAGAAUAAACACUAAACAAUAAAAAAUGAUGUUCUCAUGUAUCCGCUUAAAGCUUUUCCCAGACAGGUUGGCAGACAACUUGCUACAAAUAUUUAUGACCCAAGAGGAUAAAUCUAAGAAGUUUGCUUGAGCACUGUCUUUAUCUAAAGCAUCAUCACGGCAUCAACAUUUUACGUUGGUUUGAUUUCCAUGUAAUCUAUUAUUAACAUUUACUCUUGGUUCUCCAGAGGAUGAACCCUACGGUAAAUGAUAAAUUUACUCUAAGGCAGAAAUGGGUUAAAGUUACUGAAGGUAAUUAUUGAAAUAGCUCAAAAUCUAUCCAGUAGAUUGGUGCUGAAUCCAUCCAGUUUAUUUAUCACUUGACUUUUUUUCUGGAGUCAUCAGAUCGUCAAAUUAUGUCAUACAGACGGAAACUAUUAGGCUUUGCCCUGAAACAUAACAUUUUAAGUAUUUUUGCAGACGCAGCCUCCAAACAUGCUGUUCAGGCUUUCUUUGACUGUCUGAGAGCAGAGGUGGAGGAGUACGGCCUUUCUGUGAGCACCAUCAACCACACCUUCAUCAGUAACUCAUCACCUGGUGACACUGAAUCCACCCCUUCCAGCUCUAUCUUCUCCUGUGAGUCAAAUCAGAGCAAACGGUCAACAUCCUGGUAUUGUUUCACUGCAACCUUUACACUGGCAUAAUCAAACAGUUUAAAACACAUGAACAUUAAACUAGAUCCGAUCAGAAUGAAUAUUUUCUUUAUAAAAAAAAAAAGUCACAUACUCAGUGUGUGCUGCUGCUGUAGCUUCUGGUGGAGUUAAAUCCUAAGUAACAUGGCGGCAGACCCAGCACAAGUUGAUAGUGUGAUGUACAGGUUAAACUAGCCGGGGAACCAUUCACACAUUGUUCAACCAGUGUGUGACUAUCAACAUCAUAUAUAAGUUGUACAGAUGUGUACCUGUAAUGUCUAUCCUCUCUUAUCUGCACAAAUAAGAUAUCAGAGAAAAUUUUAAAGCUUGAUUGUUGAGGAAACUAAAAUAAAUGAAUUACCUUUGAUUUGCUUUUUCUCUUCAGUUUUAUACUCGCAGAAACCUCCAGGUGUUUCUCCAGAUGAAGCAGUGACAGAGAUUGUGAAGACUUUGAGUAACAAGAGAAAAGAGGUGCUGAUGGCUCCCUCCCUCCCAAAGGCGGCAGUCUACGCCAGGUCCUUCUUCCCCAACGUCUUCUUCUCUGUGAUGGCUGCAGGAGUGAACCAUGCCGCUGCCUCUGAGAACAUGUAGAGCUGCAGAUAUGUUCUGUGUGUAUGACAGAAUCAUAUCACAGAGUCGGGUUGAAACAUGUCAGAAGAAAUAUUAAUGCAAGUCUGGGAUAAUAGAGAUAUCAAAUGAUGAUGGAUUUUAUGAGUAGCUUUUUGACAUAAAAUGUUUUGUGCAUUGUAAAAUCUUAGAUUUAUCAGAAAAUGAUUAGGAAUAGAUAUACAGAGGUUUUGACCUGAAAGGCUGCAGUGAAGGCCUCUAAUGUUUAUUUACUGUCUGUAGUUUCUUCAUCUGAAAUGAUCUUUUUUACAUAAUUUACAGUUCAGCAUUCAUGAAGUGAUCGUCCAAGUGAGAAAAUAAACUAAAAAAUGCAGAAAAA
Messenger RNA from Xyrichtys novacula (pearly razorfish), 5746 nucleotides. The record is from the annotation of a GenBank genome assembly. Lineage: Eukaryota; Metazoa; Chordata; Actinopteri; Labriformes; Labridae.